Molecule: messenger RNA, 3714 nt
Organism: Spizellomyces punctatus DAOM BR117
Lineage: Eukaryota; Fungi; Chytridiomycota; Chytridiomycetes; Spizellomycetales; Spizellomycetaceae
Exons: 2
Coding region: 153-3638 (1161 amino acids)
Cellular component (GO): cell periphery; cell septum
Molecular function (GO): chitin synthase activity
Source: RefSeq, a predicted model, not a curated record
AAAACAAUGAUAACCCCCGUUUUGAAAGUUUAUUCCCACACUCUUACAAUUGAACGUGGGAAUAUUCACAACUGUUUUUACUUUUGAGUUUUCUUGUUUUUUAACUUGGGUGCAGAACAACCUUGUAUUGGCACAUACACACAACGUUAACCAUGUCCACUUCAUCGGACGGGGAGAAUCCUGACGGUGGAAAGAGGUUACAAGAGCAUGGACGGUCAGCGUCUGUAUCGUCAUCAUCGUCAUCAUCGUCAAUAGGACAAGAACGACGAGGUGACGGAAAAGAGAGGAGAAACAGUGCAUUGUCGGUAUCGUCAAUAUCAUCCAUGCAAGAAACCAUUGUCGAUCGACCAUUGGAUUGCUUUGAUCGACAGCGAGCAAAGACAAGAGGACGGGCAUGGCCGUUCCUUGCAAAGUUGAUCACAUUUUGGAUACCCAAUGUCAUUCUGCGAUGGGUGGGCUUCAAAACGGAUUCCCAACGUCAAGCAUGGAGGGAAAAAGUCCUAUUAUUUUCCAUCGUGUUGGUGGCUUCUGGUGCGUUUGUCGCGGUCGUGGAAAUCGCUGGUAGAUUCCUCGCUCCCCCUCGUACAAACUUUUCGACUUCCGAUCUGGCCGAUACGAAUUUUGUGGCAGUCAAUGGCCGUGUAGCGGAUUUUUCAACGUCACAGGAUCCAAUGGGUAAAGCCAUUAAUAAACAAGUCUCGCCUUAUGCGGGUCAAGAUGUCUCGACAAUGUUUCCCACGUUUGCGCUCUUAUCCCGCCCGCUCAACUUUUCUCGACUCGUGGAUCCCGAUUUGAAUGCCGUGGCGACGAGUAUGGGUGCCGUGGACAAUUGGUUAAACACCCGAUUGAUGCAGGAGCCGGGAUACGUUGUAAAUGCCUCGCGUCAAAUGCUGCAGAAUUGUCCCACACCGGAUAGACAGAGCGGGAAUGAUGCCUUGUGUUUUACGUCGAGUACAGAGAGGGUUAUUAGCGAGAGUGUAGUUGGAUAUGUGCUCCAUAAUGCAGAGGAGAUCAGUGUACAAAACAACAACCUUGACACCAGCGCCGCACUAGUAAUUAUCGAUUCACUCGUCUACGAUGUAACUUGGUACCUCCGCAUUGCGACCCGAUAUCCAGACAACCAACAACAAAUCAAUCCUAGCACAGCGUUUCUCUCUGAACCCGUGACGAGAGCCUUGAUGAAUAAUCUAGGCGGGGACGCAUCCGCAGCGUUUAAAUCCAUUCCGAAUCGAGUCCAAAACAUUAAUGCCAUGAACAAGCUGUUUUUCGCGGGUGUAUUGGACGAUGCCAUGCCGCCAGAUACGUUCAAGUUCAACCCAGUGCUACUGGGCGUGGGGGCAUUGGUAUACCUGAGUUUUGUCAUCAAGAUUUUCAUGACGCUCUCGACGGGGUCGGCACCACGGUUAACGACCGCACCGUAUACAAUCUUUUUUGUCCCAGUUUACAAUGAGGAAGCCGUCACGAUCCAGCGAUCGAUAGAGUCCAUCGUGAAUAGCAAUUACGAUGCCAUGAAGCGGUUAUUGUUUGUCGUUGUGGAUGGUGUCGCCGUUCGACCGGGGUCGUACCGUGAUUGUGGGUCCACUGUGACGGGGAUUCUAGGGUGCUCGGGUCUCCCUGCAUCUACCCACUCGUACGUAUCCAUCGGACAAGGCGUUCGAAAAGUCAAUGCCGCACGAGUGUAUUCCGGCGUCUUUACCGCUUCAAAAGGGUCACAGAUUCCAUAUAUCGUUGUGGUCAAGAGCGGGAGUGAUAAUGAGACGACAUUACCCGGGACAAGAGGAAAACGGGAUUCCAUGUUGAUUGCUUUAAACUAUCUCAUGAACUUGACACAACCCUCCCAAGCUCUCUUGACCCCCCUCGAACACGAGAUUCAUAGGCAAAUCACACGUAAACUAAAAAUGGAUCCGACGCUGUUCAAAUAUUUUGCUGUUAUUGAUGGGGACUCGUAUGUGGAGACCAACGCCGUGAAGCGCCUUGUCGGACGAUUGGAGCGAAAUGAUACCAUCAUGGCGAUUCACGGUACACUUCAACCCGUGUCAAAAACAACGACCUUUGCAACAAUCUUACAAGCCUACCCAUGGUUCCACCUGCAUCACCUAGCACCUUGUCUCGAUUCCGUCUUGGGUUCCGUGGGAAGAUCAUGGGGCGGCGGGUUUGCCGUGUACCGACUCUCAUUUGAAGAUGGAACGCCAUGUUUAGUGUCUGAACGGGUUUUGCGCGAGUUUGCACGGACGGCUUGUGACAUGUCCACCCAAAACGCUCUUCAUUUAGGUGAAGACAAGUUUUUACCGCCGUUACUCCUCCAAGCGCAUCCACGGCCGAAUCAUUUAGAAUAUAACUCGUCAGCUGUUGCGUAUUCGGAUAUGCCGACACGGUUUCGAACGUUAAUGGCACAACAACGUCGAUCGUUCAACGCACGGUACAAUAUCCUGUCCUCUAUCCCGUUUUGUAUUCGUCGGCCCAUCGUGCCGCUCAUGGCCUAUGUGGAAGUCCUUACCAUGACCCUAUCCCCUGUCGCAACUGCGUACUUGUACUAUAUCGUGACACGAAUCAUCGUGCUAGUGAUCAUCAAGCACUGUCCCGCCAUUUCACUCACGAACACCGAUAUCCUCGUCUCUAUCGCCAUGGGGACACUCUUUCUCCUCCAAGCCCUCCUCUUCCUCGCUACACUCAACAUCAAGAGCCUGUUUCCCUUGUUUGCCUACAUGGUGUUUGGGAUCCCAUUGUACCAGAUUGUGAUUCCCUUAUGGGGAUUCUGGAGCAUGGAUCGUGCCGUGUGGAGUGAUACGGUUGUUGUGGAGCGGGCGGGGUGGGUCCGUGUCCAUGGUGCGGAUGCAACAUGUGGUGGUGGCGGAGAUGUCCCUGGUUCCAUAAGAGAUAAACGAAAAUUGUCAACGGGACCCGUUUUAAUGCCUUUUGAAACCGAAGAAGAACCUACCAACCAAGUUGGUAUCAACAUGGUUGACCAUGGAUUAACCGACACGGACCUGGAUACACCUAUAGCAACCUACGUACGGAACCGAAUCUCACCCUACCACAUUAAAACCUCCCUUGAACGAACACCGACCAUCAAUUCCGCUGCAACAACCUUACCCGCCACACCCGCCUCCACAACCUCCUUCCUAACCCCCGCCGAAGCAACCUACUACCCCCUCUCAACCCCCAUCUCCACACCCCCCAUUAAAUCCUUUUUACGACCCGUCAUGACACCCGCAUUAGCAGCCAUGCUCGACAAUGACCCCCAAACCUCUACUUCUUCCCGCCCCCCAUCAGACGUCAUCUCCCCUUACAACCUCUACAGAAAAUCCAUCUCCUCCCGAAAAUCGUCCCGCUCGUUCCGGGUCGUAUCGGGCGUAACAUCCCAUUACCCCUCGUUCGCGACAACCAAUUCCGCUGAAACGGGCAUGACACUCCGAUCAUCAUUUGCAUCCAAUUCCCCAAAUUUGUCACAAGAAUUGAAAAAAGCGGUUCGAGAUCAUGUUUACGCUUUUUUAAGCACACGGGAUUUGAAUAGUGUUACCGCCCGAGGUGUCCUAGAGUACUUGACCAGUAUUUUUGGUGAGGAGUUGAAAGGGGUUGAAAUGUUUGUUAGGGAUGUUGUGGAGGAGUUUACGUUGGAGGCUUUGGCGUUAAUGUAGAUAUCGGCUUUUUUUUUUUUUUUAUUUAAGUUUUUUGGAGGGGGCGUGGAUAGGGGACUUUUUUGUAAUUAUGCCU